AUGCCAGACAGAGUGAUCAGUUUCCAGGGCCAGAGCUUCCACAGACUGAGGCGCUCAUGUCGGAGGCGCGGUGUUGAGUUCAAGGACCCUCUGUUCCCCGCCUCAGCCCAGUCUCUGUUCUUCAAGAGGGAACCACCGGCCGGACUGUCCUGGAAGAGGCCCAGGGAGAUCUGCAAAGACCCCCGUCUGUUUGUGGACGGCAUCAGCACCAGGGACCUGCACCAAGGCAGUCUGGGAAACUGCUGGAUGGUCGCCGCCAUUUCCUGUCUCGCAUCCGAGCCAUCUCUGUGGAAAAAGGUAAUUCCCAAUCACACGGAUCAGGAGUGGAACCCAAAGCACCUGGACCUGUACGCUGGGAUUUUCCACUUCCGUUUCUGGCGUUUCGGGCGCUGGCUGGACGUUGUGGUGGACGACCGUUUGCCCGUCAGCGCUGAUGGAGCUCUCCUGUUCUGCCGCUCCGCCACGCCCAGGGAGUUCUGGAGCGCGCUGCUGGAGAAGGCCUAUGCCAAACUGAACGGCUGCUAUGAGGCUCUGGAGGGAGGAAACACGGCCGAGGCCCUGAUCGAUUUCACGGGUGGAGUUUCAGAGCCCCUCAGUCUGAACCGGGAAGCGCUCAGUCUGCAGAGCGACCAGAGGAGGGCGCUGUUUCACACACUGGCCCAAGCGCACGAGAGGAAAGCCCUCAUCACCUGCUUCAUUCGGCCGGCUGAGGGCGAGCUGGUGGAGUCUGUGAUGGAGUGUGGCCUGGUGCGGGGCCACGCCUACGGGAUCACUGCCCUGAAGAAGGUCCAUGUGCCUGAAAGACUGUCCGCCGGCAGGAUGUCCCGCCUUCUACUGCUGCGCAUGAGGAACCCCUGGGGCUCCAUCGACUGGACAGGAGCCUGGAGUCAAGGGUCGCAGCAGUGGCAGCAGAUCAGUCGCACUGACAGAGACAAGUUGGGCCUUCCUGUUCGAGAUUUAGGACAGUUUUGGAUGGAGUUUGAGGACUUCUGCCGCUAUUUCACUGACGUGGUCGUGUGUCGCCUGGUGGAGAAGGCUUCACUGUGGCCUCGAUCGUCCUGGAGAGAGGUGAGCCGCUUCGGACAGUGGACCCCGGCUCCGUCCACCCCUGACCCCCCUCCUCCACCCCUCUGCACUGUCCCACGGAGAACCCCCUCCCUCAAGACUACGCCGCAAAGGGGGAACUGCAAAGAGGCACGACAGGGGGAGAACCGCAGGGACAAGGUGCUCAAAGAUGUCCCUCAGAAGUCGAAUGAGAGGAGGUCACAGCUGAGCAGAGUUUGGGAAGAGCAGACGGAUACGAGGAGCCGAUGUGGAGGAUGCAUCAACCACAGAGACACCUUUCUACACAACCCACAGUUUAUGUUUGACGUCCGAAAAGAGGAGGAGGUGCUGAUCUGUCUGCAGCAGGAGGACCGGAGGAUGAGGAGGAAAAAUGGCGAUGGAGAAAACUUGCCCAUUGGAUUUGAAGUCCUGAAGGUGGAGGUGAACCGCUGCAGCCGUGUGCAGUGUGUGCUGGAGCAGGCCGUGAGCUCUGUGUACAUGGAUUCUCGCAGUGUCACCGUGCGAGCGCUCUUGGGUCCGGGCCGUUACGUCGUCCUGCCGACCACCUUCCUCCCAGGAGCCACGGGCCGCUUCCUGCUGCGACUCUUCUCUCAUUCACACAUACGGCUCAGUGAACUGGUGGAGGACUUACCAGCGCCCUCUGUCUUCCACUGUGUGUUACCGCAGCCCACAGUCGUGACCACGGUGCACCUGCGCAGAGCGACCGCUCUCUGUGUCCAUGAGCAGAAAGCUCCAGAUGUUUACGCUGUCAUACGCUGUGAAAACAACACGGUCCGGAGCCACGUGUUCAAAGCUGAAGGAAACCCAGACUUCAACCUCAGGAGCAUCUUCUACAGGAGACACCCACAUGUCCACAUUUCUAUAGAGUUAUGGCGGAGGGGCGUGCUGUGGGACUCCAUGUUGGGUGAAGUCCGGGUGCAGACGGCGGAGUGGCAGCGCAGUAAGAGCCACAUCCUGGAGCUCCGCAAAGGGUCCUCCAGAGCCUGCGUUUUCCUGGAGACGUCAUCCAGCCCCUGCCUCACUGACCUCUGA
Molecule: messenger RNA, 2097 nt
Organism: Knipowitschia caucasica
Lineage: Eukaryota; Metazoa; Chordata; Actinopteri; Gobiiformes; Gobiidae
Source: the annotation of a GenBank genome assembly